AUGUCACCACCGACAAUAACAGGACUCGGUGUCAUCGCAUUCGCCAACAACAUCUACUGGGCCGUCAAGAUGAAGCCGGAGGGCGCCAAGAUGGUCUACUCGAUAUAUGUGCCCACCGAACUCGUCCAGCAGGUAUACGGCGUGUCGAAUGGCGAUUUUGUAAAAGUGACGGCGACAAAAUGGGAGGCGCCUUCCGGCCUUUCUUUUACCGGCAUAACCUAUAAAGCGACGGCGGCCCGCUGGCACGGCCACCCGAAAAUGAUCGAGGGCCAGGCGCGCGUCCACAACACCGACCCCAACGGCGAAUUCUGCUUUUUGGAGUAUGUCGAGACCGGCAAACUGAUAAAGAUAUUCGCCGUCCGUACGAAUUGGCGGCCCGAAGUGCCGUCGCUGGCCGGAAUUUUAAAAGCCGGCGAUUCGGUCACCUUUCGAGCCCAAGAGCAGCCAUUUGCGGGCGGCAAUCAGGCGGAUGUGCGGUUUAAGACCGUCUACUUCACCCAUGCCAAUAAUUCGAUCGAUGCGGAUGGGACUGUUACGCCGAAGGUGCGCGCCGUCCCCGGAACAACCCCAAAAGCCCGUGGAACUACGGCCACCGUCGAAAAGCAGAAAAUCGUCUCCACCUCGCCAGCCCCCACCACAACUCGUCUACCCAUCACUACAACAGCAACCCCUUCAACGCCAUCAAAACCCGAACCCAAACCCAAAGCAAAAGCCGAGCUCCCCGAGCCCCGGCCCGACGCGUGGAAUAUGGAGCGACGGAGAUCCGACGCCUCCACCCCAGUCGACAAUAUUGUAAAGGAGAUGGUAAAACUGGAGGUGAAAGCCGAGCCGAAAACACGGGAAGAACGCUGGCAGGCCGAUAUGCAGGCCAUUUCCUAUCUAACGCAACUGCUCGCCGAUGGCCAUUGUUCGGGAUGUGUCGCCCAAGCCACGAUGACGCGCACACCGACGCGCGAGGCGGCCAAGCGCUCGGCGCAGAAGACGAACGCCAUGCUGGAGGGGGGAACGCCGCCCAAGACGCCCAAACGAGACGAGUCGCGCACGCCUAGGAAAUCCCUCACUCGAUCGGCUCAAAAACAACAACAGGCGCCGGCGGAGAAGACCUCGAAAAAGCCGGCAGCUCGACGCCUCGAUUUUGGUGACGCCGACUCGCCGCAGGAGGAUGAGCGAUCAGCCCGACUCUCUGCCAGAAAACAACCUGCAUCGUCCACAGCACGACCCGUUGGGAGGCCAAGGAAAGAAACUGGAACCCCGGCCCGGAAGCGCCUCGAAUUUGACGAUGAAAAUCUGGAGCAAUCUGACGACGACGAUGACGAGAACUUUGACCCGCAGUUAAAAGCAACGGCGUUGAAACCAAGAGGUCGUCCACGGAAGGUGAUGAAUACAGUGGGAGCUCAUGACGGCCAGGCAACGCCCAGCAAGAUCCUCGCCGACCAGAUCAACCGCAUUAGCAUCGGGAACAUCGACAAGUCUCCAGAGCUUGAUGAUCAAUUUCUCGACGAGUUCGAUCAGAUUCAGUUGAGUCGCGCGGAUCGGUAUUUCCAGCGGGGGCGCGGAACCGGUGCCCGUGGUCGUGGCCGACGAGGACGGGGCGGCAAAACGAAUCGACGCGAGGGCGGUCGGAUUGCUAAAACUUCUGAUGCCAUGGAGGAAGACGAAGAGCCGCUGGACGAUCUGGCCUCCCUCGAGGUUCUGGACCUGGCCUCCAUCAAGGAUUAUAUGGCGAGCUUCUCCUACGAGAAUCCUCCACUCCCGAAAAGCCGGCUGGAGAAGAAUCGAAAGGACGCCGAGGCGCUCUUCACCCAGUGGCAGCUAUAUUCGAACUUUGGCUUCAAUUUCUUGGUCCAUGGUGUCGGCUCGAAAAAGUGUCUGUUGGAAGAGUUCCAGGAACGCUUUCUGCAGGGCGAGGAUACUUUUAUGAUUGACGGCUACCUGCCGACCGUGACGAUGAAGGGGAUUCUGGGCGCGAUCAACGAGUCGUUAAAGCUGAAAAUUGCGCCAAAACGCAAGAUGAACACCUCGGAUUGGGCGAGGUCCGUCGGCAGGGCCAUCCGAAAAAGGAAGGAGCAUGUCUAUCUGCUGCUCAACAGUUUGGAUGGGCCGCAUAUACGAAAUGACAUCGCGAUCCUGGCGAAUCUCAUCUCGGCCGCCCCAGAACAUCUACACCUCAUCGCCACCGUCGAUCACCUCAAUUCGAUGCUUCUUUUUGAUACGUGUACCCUCGGGGCAUUCCGAUUCCUCUUCUGCGCCCACUCGAAUAUGCGAUUGCCUGCUGAAGAGAUUCUCGCGUCCGAGAUUCGCAUAUUAGGAAUGAGCGCGAAGAACGCGAAAAUCCAGCACACCGUCGCCUCACUCGACGUCAUCUGGACUUCAUGCCCGGAGAAUUCUCGCAAGAUAUUCCGGCUCUUCUUCGCGCUCUACUUUGCCCAAAACGCGUCCGUCUCAUUCUGGGAUCUCUUUGAUCAAGCACGCGAUCGUUUCUACGUGUCGACUGACGUGGCCCUACGACAGCAGAUUGUCGAAUUUGAGGACCACAAUAUUGUGCGCAUUCGCAGAUCUGAGGAUGGUAACGAGAAACUGACGGCCGCCGUCGAUCGCGAGCUGAUCGAACGCUUCUUACAAGAGAAGGGCCUCACACUGAAUGCUGACGAUGAUGACGACGAU
Molecule: messenger RNA, 2664 nt
Organism: Mesorhabditis spiculigera
Lineage: Eukaryota; Metazoa; Nematoda; Chromadorea; Rhabditida; Rhabditidae
Source: the annotation of a GenBank genome assembly